Messenger RNA from Pelobates fuscus (common spadefoot toad), 2411 nucleotides. It is a transcript of the gene SYNGR2, whose product is annotated as synaptogyrin 2. Gene Ontology annotation, cellular component: neuromuscular junction; synaptic vesicle membrane. The transcript has 4 exons. The record is from RefSeq and is a predicted model, not a curated record. Bases 49 to 717 code for a protein of 222 amino acids. NCBI's taxonomy places the organism in Eukaryota, Metazoa, Chordata, Amphibia, Anura, Pelobatidae.
UGCUAGGCGCCGCCCUUGCCGUGAAGCCGGAAGUGUUUAGUGAGCGGGAUGGAGAGCGGGGCGUACGGUGCGGCCAAGGCCGGGGGCAGCUUCAACCUCGAGUCCUUCCUCAGACGGCCGGAGACGGUACUAAGGGUGGCCAGCGCGGUUUUUGCUAUCAUCGUCUUUGCUUGCAUUCUGACUGAUGGGUAUCCGAGUGACCAGCAUGGCCAGGUUUUCUGUAUCUUUGGUGGCAAUGCUGAUGCGUGCAGAUAUGGGAUUGGUAUUGGAGUCAUUGCAUUCUUUGCAUGUGGGAUCUUCCUGUCUCUGGAUGUCUACUUUCCAAACCUGAGCAACAGUUCCCAUCGCAAGUACAUAGUGCAGUCUGACUUUGGCUUUUCAGCACUGUGGAGCUUCCUUUGGUUUGUGGGAUUUUGCUUUCUGGCCCAUCAGUGGAGCAUAGAACUUCCUAAACCACUGGUCACUGGACAAAGCAAUGCCCGGGCUGCCAUUGCUUUUAGCUUCUUCUCCAUCCUCUCCUGGGUUCCCCUCGCAUUACUUGCUUAUAAGAGGUACAGGAUGGGAGUAGCUGAUUUCAAUCCAAACUACGUGGACCCAUCCCAGGACACGACUCCUCCAUAUUCCAGCUAUCCGGACGCAGUAACCGACAACUAUCAACAUCCACCAUUUACCAAUAACCCAGAUGCAGGGGACGGUUACAAACCCCCGCUGUACUGAGUAAGGGGAUCCCGCAGGAAAAGCUUGAACAUAGACUGCCAAUCUCUGUAUGAGCUUCACACCAGCCGUCCAGCCUGGACCUCUGUGGCCACCAGAUAUCUCUGUGCGUUGAUUGCAGGAGAUGUCUUCGUCACCGAAAUCAUGUGUGUGCACUUUCUCUCCGUGCCAACCCCGUUAUGCUGGAGCUGAUGGUCGGGGAGAGGGAUACUAUGUUUUUACACAUUGGUGGAGACCCAGGAUAUGUCUUAUUUGUGCCUCACUGGAUAUUUAUGUGCCUUAAAGACAGGGAAGUUUGAGAGUGCCAAUACACAUUAGUCCCAAUUUAUUUUACACAAAAUGCAGGUGGUUUAAGCACUUCCCCUCUAGCCUCCUGCAGUUUGCACACCGUUUGGGGUGAUCCACUUAACCAGGAGCUGUCUGGAAUUCAAAAUGAUCUAAAUAUAAAACAAACCUUUUCAAUUCUUGGUGAAUUCCUAAUAAUUUCUGGUUUAGUGAACACGCCUGCCUUAAGGGUUUAAUCUUUAAACUGUGUGUUUUUGCCAAUUACCUGCUUUGGUCUGAAAUUUGUAAUAUGGUUUUCAAUUAAUGAAUUGAUUUUUUUUUUUUUUUUACAUUGAGAUGUGAUGAGUGACUAAUGCCUUUAAUUUAGACUGUUAAAAAUAGGAGUUUGAGGAUUCCUUGGCCUCUCUAUUCUGGGCUAAAGUUUGCUGCUUGGUGCCAAUCAUGGAAUAACUGUGUGAAUAUACUAUAUAUCUAUAUUUGUAUAACUACUGCUCAAUGCUUUGUCCCAAACGGAAGGUUUCACAGGGCUAUUGCAAUAUUACCUUCUACGCGGCUGUAACAGACGUUCUUUCACUUUCACAUAGUUCAGGGGAGGUUUCUUCACAGUGGGAUUGCAGGGGAGCUAAGUUUUUGUUUGGUGUUGAAUUUAAAGAUGAUCUGUCGCACUUAUUCUGUGUGACUUGUCGGGUAAUUACUCCAGAUGGGGUUCCUAGGCCCCCCCACCACGUUUUCCUGGACAAAUGCUACCAGUAAGUUAAUCAUAGGAAUCAUGCAGCAUGUGAUUGCUACCUACAGUGCAGUAGGACUUUCAGUAUCAAGUGUUGUGUAUUCCAAAAAAUCGUGGACCUGGCAACAUACCCGACAUCCAUACAUUAAUAGGAAGCAGAACUGUAUAAAGUGAGCGUCUAUCUGCACUGCAACAGUGUGAAAGGUUAUUCAGCGUUAAUUACAAAUUUAACCCCUUAAGGACACAACUUUUGAAAUAAAUGGAAUCAUGACGGAAUAUAUCCGUCAUGUGUCCUUAAGGGGUUAAGGUUGUAAUAGCUGAAAUAUAAACAUUCUCUAAGUCAGCUAUGUUUCCUGUUCGACCACUUGGAAUUCCCAUUUACUGAAUAACCCUGUAAAUAUAUAUAUUUGUUUAGGAAAAUUUAUGUCGGUAAGUUAAAUCUAUAUCAGGCUUGCCGGACGUAUGUGGAAAUUAGGGUAAUGUGCGUAAAUAAGGAUAAAAUGCCCAUGCUGUGGUAUCAGGAAAUGAAAUAUCCAAUGCAGAACCAUAUCAGAACCUUAAAUGACUUAAUCUGCUCUAUUCCAAACUAGUUUAAAUGCGACAGAUCAGCUUUAAUCACGGGACAUGUCUGGUGUGUUUGUGUUUACUGCACAGUGUCUUCUAAUAAAAUGUAUUCACAAAAGCC